AUGCGGCUUACUAUCAAUCAGUGCUUUCCCGACCCGCUCUCGCGGCAGUGGCCUGCCACCCAUCACCCGGUACUGUGUGAGUGCCGGCAGCUGUAUGUACUCGUCUCCAUUUGCUGCUGCGUCCCAUCGGCGCACCUUCUCGUGAUGCACGACGGCGUGAGCAACAGCACCGUCACCUCCAUGCCAAAAGGGCCCACGUACUUGGAGCUCCGCAUCACGGAGCGAACUCGACGGGAGGCGUUUUGUGGGUUUCUUAUGCGGGCAGAAUCGGCGUCCAUGGCGUCUGUGCCUCUCGGGUUCGCGGAGGAUCACCGGCAAGUAACGGUGGUGUGCCUACGGGAGUUAUACGCUGCCUCUCCGCAAGUGCUGUCGGCGUUGAUGGACGUGUUAGUCUUUGGCCUUCUUCGGGUGGGGAACACCGUGAAGCGGGUGCCCUCGCUGCGCAUUGUUGCCUUCUGUGACGCGCGAGCGUACGCUGCGGCGCUGCCCGAGUACGUUCUUGAAGCGUUUUCGCUAUCAACGUACAUGUCGGCCCUUGCCAUGGAGAGUGCUGCCGUGAUUCAGUCGUCUGACACGCAGAGCUCGAACGUGGUGAACAAGCGCCACAUGCUGGAGGUGAUGCUCUCGCCCGACGGCGACGACCUCGUUGACACUGUGAUGCUAUCGGGCGAGGUGUCGCGGUACCUGCGGCACCUGUUGGUGGUCCUUCGUGGCGCCAUGCUGGUCCACAGCGCCCCGGGCAGCUACGUCUCCACACAUGUUCCACGCAUGUUGCGGCUGCUGAAGGUUUUCGCGCUGCUGUUUGCCCCCUCUGCACACGACCGUGCCGGGAAAUUGCUCCUUCCGCGGCGUUCAGCGUCCCCCUCCACAUCACGCACGAACGACGUUGCACCGAUCACAAAUUUUUCCCACGUCGUGGUGUCUCCGGCGCACGUCAUGUGCCUGCUGUGCCCGAUGGUGGCACACCUCUUUUCUUUGCGACGCGCGAUGGUGGCGUCGUCCCUCGGACUCGGCGCGGACGGCAAGGAGAGUAGCCUGGUACUGGCCUCUGACGAGGAGGCGGCGGGCGCGGCUGUCACGCUGUGGGACGCAAGAGCGGUAUUGUGGAUCUCAGUUUCGGGUGGCAGCCAUGCGGAUGUAACCACCAAUGCUGAUGAGACGGCGCGCCUGGGUAUGUCCACUGCGAGAGAUAUCACGCGCGCUUUGCGGAGCAUUCACGAGGAGUGGCUCUCGUACUCGGAGUGCCGUGAGCUGAUCCGUGUGACUGUGCUGAAGCACAGCGCUCCGCCAAGGGGUUGA
Messenger RNA from Trypanosoma rangeli, 1299 nucleotides. Its product is annotated as 40S ribosomal protein S24e. The transcript has a single exon. The record is from RefSeq and is a predicted model, not a curated record. NCBI's taxonomy places the organism in Eukaryota, Euglenozoa, Kinetoplastea, Trypanosomatida, Trypanosomatidae. Bases 1 to 1299 code for a protein of 432 amino acids.